CGUCUUUUGAAGCCCUGCAGGCUCACAAUGCAGCCGCUGCUCCGUGCGGUGGGUUUGCGUGAAGCGCAGCUUGUGCAAGGAGCGGCUCUCCGCUGCCACCGCUGCCACCGCGGACACGGCACCCCCAGGGAGACUCUGCCAUGUCCCAUCCCGACCACUCAGGCUCCACGCUGAACUUCAUGGAUCAAAACCGGACCCUGAAUCUCGGAGCAACGCCAAGUCUAGUCAUGGGAAACCCAGGCAACGACAGCACCCAGAGAAACGAGAGUGACCCGUUUGGGAGAAACGAAGAAGUGGCCAAAAUAGAGAUCACGGUGCUGUCAGUCACUUUCGUCGUUACAGUUAUAGGGAAUGUAAGCGUCUUGUUAGCAAUGUACAACACAAAGAAGAAGAUGUCACGGAUGCACCUCUUCAUCAAACACCUAAGUCUGGCCGAUUUGGUGGUUGCCUUUUUCCAGGUCUUACCCCAACUCUGCUGGGAGAUCACCUUUCGCUUUUACGGACCAGACUUCUUAUGCAGGAUCGUCAAGCACCUGCAGGUUCUCGGCAUGUUCGCCUCCACUUACAUGAUGGUGAUGAUGACCCUGGACCGCUACAUCGCGAUAUGUCACCCUCUUAAGACCCUCCAGCAGCCCACGCGAAGGUCCAACAUUAUGAUCAUCAGCACAUGGAUAUGCAGUCUUGUCCUCAGCACUCCGCAAUACUUCAUAUUCUCUUUAAGCGAGAUCAAAAACGGCUCUGAAGUGUAUGAUUGCUGGGGUCACUUCAUUGAACCCUGGGGUGUCAAGGCGUAUAUUACAUGGAUUACAAUAGGCAUCUUUCUCAUACCGGUAUCCAUCCUGGUGAUCUGUUAUGGGUUCAUCUGCCACAGCAUUUGGAAGAACAUCAAAUACAAAACUAAAAAGAAAAGACUGGAAACAUGCCCCAAAGGCGUUAUCGGCAGGUCUUCCGUCAGCAGCGUCACCACUAUAUCCAGGGCCAAGCUGAGGACAGUGAAGAUGACUUUUGUCAUCGUUCUUGCUUACGUAGUUUGCUGGGCUCCUUUUUUCAUCGUCCAGAUGUGGUCGGUUUGGGAUGUGAAUUUUUUAUGGGACGACUCCGAGAACACCGCGGUUACGUUAUCGGCGCUGCUCGCCAGUCUGAACAGCUGCUGCAACCCCUGGAUUUACAUGAUCUUCAGCGGCCACCUCUUGCAGGAUUUCGCGCACUGUUUUCCGUGCUUCAGUAAACCACAACACAGUAACAAGAAAGAGGAUUCGGAUAGCAGCAUCAGGAGAACUACGAUCCUAACCAGGAUCCCCAACAGAAGCCCAACGUGCAGUUCAGCCACCUGCAAAGACUUGGACGUUAUACCCGGAUCGAGUAGGUCAGUCCCGCUGGCCUCAUAGGUGACUCACCAUCCGUGUUUAUUUAUUUUCAAAUGCAUAAUAAUCGAAUUGACAUGGUGUCGGAAACACAUUUACGAAUGUAUUGAAAAUAUUGUGUCGUGUUUUGUGUUUUUAUAAUGUCCAUGGGUGCGAUUUUAAUAUAUACUUAAUAUAUAUCAGUCUUUCAUCAAAAUACAAAGUGCCAUAUAGAAACAUACGUCAGACCAAUACACAAAAACAUUGACUUUGAAAUUAGAAUUAAAUAAGAAGGCUACUGCUCCACCCACGAAAGUUGUUUGCAUAGUAUUGACUGACAACAUUAAUUAACGCCAAUAACAUUUGAUUUAGGUCAAACUGACACGAAUCAGUGACUGACAGCUUGUUUUAAUGAAAUCAUUUAAAAUGUCUAAUUAAGAAUAAGAACAAAAUAAUUAUAUCACAAUACAAUUGGCCGUAAAUCUAACAUCCGACAUCCCUCUAGUCGAAUUUUUCUAACGUGUUGCAGUAAAUUAUUGGACUAAACUCUCAACAAACAUAGUAAUGCACUUUUUACUGUAAGAGUGUCAGAAUGUAUACGAUUUGCCAAACUACUAUGCUUAAUCCUUAUACAGCGUUUAAACAUUCCCAGUAGUCCUAGCGAUUAUGGAACAAAUUGCAAUACAUAACUGUUAUUGUUAUUAGUCGUAUUUACUUACUGCUUGGCUGGCUUUGUGUACGUGGCCCUGUGCUUUACUGGUUCAUAGGCCUAUUUACAAUCUUGCAAAAACGAUAGUACGUUUUUAAGCAGGCAGGCUUUUUUCAUGCGUAUAUUUUACAGUCCGACGAAUCACAGUUACAUGUAAAUCCAGAUAUGACGUAUCUGGAUAAAUCAGAUACGUCAUAAUACACGAGGAAGUUUAUCUGUAAUCGGCUUUGUGUGUGAGGUGUAAGGAUACGUCUUUCAUCACGAUAGUUUAUACCUCACCUCGUCUCAAUGUGCUCAGCUGCCGAAGCGUCUUUCCCGCGCACAGAUCUGCAUAAAGCAGCCAUUAAACGUAGGCCCACAUAGUGGAGAAGCUGUUUUUUUUGUUCUCAUCGAAGAUGUAGAAGAUUAAAAAGGUUACCAGCUUAAGGCUGUUGACAAUCAUUAAUUUCGCGAGAAUGAAUUUGUCGUGACUCAUAUUUAAAUUCUUGCGUCAAACCACUUAAAUUCCUCAAAUACGUAUUACAGUGAAAGACAGAUUUCCAAAACUGUAUAUACUCUACACGAAAUGGAAUCUUAUCGUGUGUUGGUAUAUGUCAUAAGUUAUGAAUACUUUGUAAUACUAUGUGAUCUGUUUUUUUUUGUAAACUUGUAAAUAUCUUGCAAAUCAAACGACUAUCCAAUAAAAUGAUUAAACAAUA
Molecule: messenger RNA, 2750 nt
Organism: Brienomyrus brachyistius
Lineage: Eukaryota; Metazoa; Chordata; Actinopteri; Osteoglossiformes; Mormyridae
Gene: avpr1aa
Product: arginine vasopressin receptor 1Aa
Exons: 2
Coding region: 141-1388 (415 amino acids)
Biological process (GO): regulation of systemic arterial blood pressure by vasopressin; positive regulation of vasoconstriction; G protein-coupled receptor signaling pathway
Cellular component (GO): membrane
Molecular function (GO): vasopressin receptor activity; peptide binding
Source: RefSeq, a predicted model, not a curated record